CCGUAUUCGACGUGCGAGAGAUCAGUCUGGGUGCCUGACAAUUCUAUGCUGUUUAUUGUGAGGUGCAAAAAUCAAAAGAAUCCCGUUGCUGAGCAGUUUGAUUAUCUCACCACCCACCUUCAACUGAGCAAGGAGCAGAUUGACUCUGUUCAUAUAAUCCAUGUCUUCUAUUUGUGAUGUCUUGGUCAUUUGUCCGAUUCUUGAGACAAGAAAUCAGUUCAAGAAUUCCUUUGUCUUCAUCAUCUACUAAUUUUCUUCCAAAUUGUAGACUUAUUAUAAGAACCAUGGCUACCGGCAGCUCAGAUGUAUCCCACAAGAAUCGAUUAGCCAAUGAGAAGUCACCAUAUCUUUUGCAGCAUGCCAGCAACCCAGUUGAUUGGUAUCCAUGGGGACCAGAGGCAUUUGAGAAAGCCAAGAAAGAGAAUAAACUCAUCUUCCUUUCAGUGGGCUACUCAACCUGUCACUGGUGCCAUGUGAUGGAGCGUGAAACAUUUGAGAGUACAGAGAUUGGUUCGUUGAUGAAUGAACACAUGGUGUGUAUUAAGGUGGACAGAGAAGAACGACCCGAUGUGGACCGAGUUUACAUGACCUUCGUUCAGGCCUCAAGUGGAGGCGGAGGUUGGCCUAUGAGUGUUUGGUUGACCCCUGACCUUAAACCCAUCGUCGGAGGGACAUAUUUCCCACCAGCUGAUCGAUAUGGUCGUCCUGGAUUCGCUACAAUUGUUAAAAGCAUCUACAGUCAGUGGAGCAAGGAUCCUGAGAGGAUGAUGCAACAAGCAGACAAGAUCUUACAAGCUUUACAGAAAGCAACGACCACCAAGGCUUUGUCCGAUGCUGGACCGCUAGCCAUGGCCUCUAGUGUCAGUUUGUGUUAUCGUCAACUAGCCCAGAGCUUUGAACCUCAGUAUGGAGGCUUUGGAGCUGCUCCUAAAUUCCCACAACCAGUGAACUUUAACUUCAUGUUCAGGAUGUACAGCAUUAAACCAGAAAGUAAAGAUAGCAAGGAAGGUCUUGAGAUGUGUUUGAAGACGCUACGGUUCAUGGCUAAGGGUGGAAUGUAUGACCACAUAGCUCAGGGUUUUCAUCGCUACUCAACGGAUGAUUUCUGGCAUGUGCCACACUUUGAAAAGAUGCUUUAUGACCAGGGUCAGCUGGCAGUCAGCUACCUCGAUGCCUACCAGAUUACAAAAGAUGAUUUUUUUGCUGAUGUUGCUCGAAGCAUAUUGCAGUAUGUCUCAAGAGAUCUGAGUAACAAGACCGGCGGGUUCUUCAGCGCUGAAGAUGCUGAUUCUUUGCCUACUGCAGACGCCAAAGACAAAAAGGAAGGAGCUUUCUGCGUUUGGGAGGAAGAUGAAAUAAGAAGCUUGCUGGUUGACAAGAUUGAGGGCAGUGAUAGCGUCACAUUGGCUGAUGUGUUUUGUAAACACUAUGAUGUUAGAAAAGAAGGCAAUGUGAAUUUUGAACAGGAUCCUCACAGAGAACUUCUUCACAAGAAUGUUCUGAUUGUUCGCGGUUCUCUUGGAGUGACUGCAAAAUUCUUCAAGCUAGACGAAACUUCAACAGAGAGGGCGCUGUCCAAGGCUCGGGAGAUUCUGUACAAGGAGAGACUGAAGCGGCCGAAGCCUCAUUUGGAUGACAAAGUACUGACAAGUUGGAAUGGUUUGAUGAUUUCUGGUUUUGCUCGUGGAGGCCAAGUCCUUGGGGAUGCUAGCUACACAGCCCGGGGCAUCCAAGCAGCAACCUUCAUUAAGGAGCAUCUUUAUAACGAUCAGAAAGGAUGCCUUAUAAGGAGCUGUUACACUGAUAAACAAGGGGAGGUCACUCAAAUAUCUGAGCCUAUUGAGGGAUUCGUUGAUGACUAUAGCGACCUCAUACGUGGUCUUCUUGAUCUUUAUGAAACCUGUUACGACCAGUCAUGGCUGGAUUGGGCCAGUUCUCUCCAGUCCAAACAGGAUGAGCUAUUCUGGGAUGCAGAGCAUGGAGGUUAUUUUGGAGCUUCAAGUAAAGAUCCAUCCAUCAAGUUGAGGUUGAAAGAAGAUCAAGAUGGUGCUGAACCAAGUGCCAACUCUGUCUCUGCUCUGAACCUGUUGAGGUUGGCUCAGUUUACAGGCAAUAAGGAGUGGGAGGCAAGAUUCGAUCAGCUUAUCUCCGUCUUUACAGAAAGGCUUUCUAAAAUUCCUGUUGCUCUUCCAGAAAUGGUGUCAGCCCUGGUCUUCAAACAAAGUACUCCUAAACAGAUUAUCAUCCGAGGUCAGCCCGAGGCCGAAGACACUAAGGCUCUCCUUAGAUGCAUUCACUCAAGAUUCUUACCCAACAAAAUCCUCAUCCUGAACGAUGGAAACAAUGCGUCCUUCCUCUCGUCCAAGCUUAGUCUUCUGUCUUCCCUUGCCAUGGUAGAUGGAAAAGCGACUGCUUAUGUCUGUGAGAACUUCCAGUGCCAACUUCCGGUCACGUCGGUGGACGAGCUGGAAAAAGUGCUAUGAGGAGCUUGUGUAGUAACAUGGUGUAGCCAUUUUGUUUUCUGACCCUUCAAAUCUAUUAAACCAAACUGAGGCUGAUGCAUAGAGUUAUGUAUAAGAACUAGAGGGCGCACUGGCGUAUAUACGCGCCCUGGCAUGCGCGCAUGCGGCCAUUUUCUAAUUUGACAAAACAGCAUCGCACAGCGUGCGUUUGUGCGCUCAUUUUGUAAG
Asterias rubens (European starfish) is the source of this 2690-nucleotide messenger RNA. Its product is annotated as spermatogenesis-associated protein 20-like. Gene Ontology annotation, biological process: carbohydrate metabolic process. The transcript is spliced from 16 exons. NCBI's taxonomy places the organism in Eukaryota, Metazoa, Echinodermata, Asteroidea, Forcipulatida, Asteriidae. Bases 177 to 2483 code for a protein of 768 amino acids. The record is from RefSeq and is a predicted model, not a curated record.